AAACUGUAAUAGCACCACAAAAUAAAAAUAAAAAUUAAAAAAUAUAGUAAACAAGGCAAGCCACAUUAUAGUAGUGACCGUCUUCGUAUAAGUGUGUAUGUGCGCAAAUUGAUGACAACGAAGCGUGUGUGAAGUGAGCAGCGCGUAAAUCGGGUGCAAUGAAAUAAGUUUGACGAAUUUGCAGCGUUUUCGUAAAAAGUGCAGUUAAAAAUAAAUGAGUACAUAUACAUACAUUAAUUCAUAUAUGUACAUACAGAAGAAUAUAAUUUAAAUUUCUCAGCAUGUCAGGAAUAACGGAUUUCAGCUGAGCUUACUGCUAUACAUUCAUAUACAUAUAUACACAUCAAUAUAUAUACUCUAAAGCCUUUAACGCAAGCUAUUGCUGUCCAAAAAAUGGAUGCACAAUUUGAGCACUUGUGUCGCAUUUGUGCGGCUAACACGAAAUGUAAAAACAAUUCUGUGGUAGAAAGUGUUUUUAUUUUUAAAACAACUGGCUUGCAGGAUAAAAUAGCUCGUCAUCUCUUCCUGAAUGUUGCAGAAGAUGACCCCCUGCCUAAAGUGCUCUGCAAAUCCUGUUAUCGGCAAGUGGAAGCGACCGCUUCACUUUCUAACAUAGCGAAGCACACCCAGCGCGUGUUUCGAGACUUUUUGUUAAGCACAGUGCCCAAACAUAAUCGCCAAGCGACAGCAACACAAGUGGACUCAUUAUCCCCGGUGGUGUCAGUGCCUAUUCAGGAUAUAAGUGAAACCAACCAUCGCGACAACAAUAUUACGCGCCACAGCAUCAAUUCGAACAACAAUGCAUUUAAUCCUAUAUUAUUAACUCGUCAACCGGAGACGACCAUUGCAUUGAAUACGCAUCAAUUGGCAGGGAAUCAAGCACAGGACGAUGUUGUAAUCAGUUUGACUAACAAAGACAAUGAGAUGCGGCGCCAACAGAAGCAGCAACGCGAACCGAAUGAAUAUCCCAAUAGUCGUAGCAACGCUAAAAUUAAUAAUCCAAUGCUCCCGACUCGGCGGAACAGCGUAUUUGUGGACAUGCGAUACAGUUCAGCACCGAUGUCAAUAGCACAGCGUUCAAUGCAAAUGCCGCCAUCCUUAGCACCUUUACAUUCUGAGGUGUCUAUUGCCAAGGCCACGAAGAGUAGCCCAGAAAAGAGAAAUUCACCAGCAGGUGUUAUUAACUUCAUACAGACUCAUGGGCGCAUCACAGGCAGUGCACCUACAAUCACCACAAGUGUAACUAAUAAGGGCUACAGUGGCGGUAAUAGUAGUUUUAUGCAUGUCAGAAAGCCACAGGCUUCUUCUGCCUCACAGAGUGUCAGCAGUGCUGGCGUACCUAUUCUGCCUAAUAGCGUACUUCAACAAAAGCGACGGAAUCUUAAAAACGCCUUAAACAACAUCAAUGCCAUACGCGACGGGCAGGUAUCCCUUUUAAAAUCAGCUCAUCAACGCCAUACUGUGGAAGAUAUUGAUAUUAGACCCCUUGUCACUACCACUGUGGUACCACACCAAUCGUUGUAUGGAGCAGAACCGUCUGUGGAAGAGGCGCUUCCAGAACAUAUCAUUAUAGCUGCACCUAAAAAGAAAAAGGAAGAGCAUGCUAAUCAAGCCCUCUCAGGUCCACCGAAGCUACAAAAAAUUUCAAAAUCUGUGCGAGCACCUAGCGAAGCUGGUCCAAUGCCAGAUCCUUUACCAGCUGCUAAAUCUAAAACACUACCAAGCAUGAGCAGCCUUACCGACGCUAUUUCGCUAGGUAAUGUCAUUCGAGAUCCAGACCUACUGAAGCUGAUACUUAAGGCCCUCAAAUGGCCAGUCACAACCGAUAAUUGUGAAGAGCAAAUGGCGAGACUGAAAAAUUCGAAAUUUGCGGUGAUUAUGUCGGACAGCAACCUUUUGCAAGAUAACGAUCUGACACAGCUACUGGGCCCAUACCUAGGCCCAAUGAUGGCUAUUGUGCAGCAACAGCGUCCAAAUCCGUCCGCUAAUUCUAAUAAGACUCCUUCACCACCCGCGAGUCCGUCAGCAGCAACUGAGCUACAGACUAUAGGAGACUGCACGAUGCCGUAUAAAUUACCACCAGAAACUUCGGUACAAUUGGUGCCAUCCAGUCCAACAGAUCAGGAUCACCCACAAACAUUAACAAAUAAACCAGUGGACCCUCACUCAAAGCGACCUCAGCGAAAGUCACGUAUGCGUGAAUUGGGUGCAAAUGGACAGUCUUGCACUGCAGACAUUGCAAGCACAUCAAAUGCUGCACAUGUUACCAACGAAUUGCUCAACAUUAAUGCCAUGUUAAUCUCACAAUUUGGCCAAAAUCCAGCUGAUGUAAUUAACGAAGCGCUAAUUUCUAUGUUAAAGCAACAGCAGGCAUCGAAAAGCCAGCGUCCGAUUUGCCGUCGCCGUAGUGCUUCGACAAGCACUCCCCUGAAUUUAGAAGAUAUUGUUCUUGUUGAACCACAACCAUUACUGGAGACGCCGCCAGCACCUGAUGGUGAUAUUUCGACCUUCCCGAUGCCACUCCAAUUAUCUGAACCUCCCCCUGUAACUCGGCCCAUUAUCAAGCGGCGCAAGGCCGUUAUGCAAGCGUCGAAGCAAAGUUGUCCAAAAACCAAAAGCAGAGAAGAGAUUCCCAUACCCAAAACAGAUGAAGAUAAUUGUAAGACUAAGGGUGAACAACACGAGGUCACAGAGGAGACUGUCUGCACUGACGAUCGUUCUCAAAUCAUAGAAACUUCUACUAACCAGCACACAAUGGAAGCACCACAAGCACCUUCCAGCACAGUUCCGGAAGCUAUUCCCAUUAACAGCAGUAAUCUAGAACUCGGCUGUGCUACUGAAGACACAGCGGCCAAUAUCGCCAAACCAACGAUUGCAAGCACACGUAGAACAAAUGUUAAGUCUGCGCUAGGCCAAAAACUUUUGGAAGCUAUAGGCUUGCCGCAGCCGGGCAAAGACGCCCCAACGGAAAGUUCCCGUGACACGUUGCGCAGUGCAUUAAAGCGAUCGUUGAAACAGGCGCAAGAACAGCAGCAACAGCUAAAGCGCGUUAAACAAGAGGAGCCCGUAAAGCAGAUGGCGGAUUCGACUACAAAACCGGUUGCCGGUGACUCUUCGGAGGAACACAAAAAGGCUAUUGCUGAGCGCGAAUUGGCAUUAUUAAAGCGCAAAACAAAGAAUGCAGAAAAAAACAGUUUGUCGGUCAAGGAUGAGAAAUCGGAACGCACGGAUGUAAGCUCUUCGUCGUCACGCAACCGUAGAAAUCGUAAUAAGUCAAAAACUGAUGUCAAUGACGAAGACUCUGGUGCCGAAGAGAGGAAAAGUGACCGAUGGGAUGAAGACGAUGAUUUACCUUUGAAAACUGAAUCAGAAAAAAGCACGGAUCAUGUUAAUCGCCCUACGCGCACAAGCAAAACCAUGUCCAAGUAUUAUAAGUCUCCUGGGGGCGACAAGGCAUUGUCGACAUCAAAGUCACAACAUGCUAUGGGAAGGCGAUCGACCAGGCACCGUUAAAUUGUUGAGUAUGGCAGUUUUAAUAAUAAACUGUUCGCGCUCUCGUCUGGCAUAUAAAAUAUGCGCAGAUAUUGUUAACAUUUUUCAUAUUUCUUUAAGACGCAGUGUACACAGUAUAUACGUACUUUAUUCGUAAAUAGUUUAACUAUUAUUCAACAAGAGUUGAAUAUAUGAAUUGUCCUUAUAAGCAA
Molecule: messenger RNA, 3704 nt
Organism: Drosophila novamexicana
Lineage: Eukaryota; Metazoa; Arthropoda; Insecta; Diptera; Drosophilidae
Exons: 5
Coding region: 394-3513 (1039 amino acids)
Cellular component (GO): nucleus
Molecular function (GO): zinc ion binding
Source: RefSeq, a predicted model, not a curated record